Magallana angulata is the source of this 2296-nucleotide messenger RNA. RefSeq lists its product as uncharacterized. The transcript is spliced from 2 exons. NCBI's taxonomy places the organism in Eukaryota, Metazoa, Mollusca, Bivalvia, Ostreida, Ostreidae. The coding region runs from base 655 to 1314 and encodes 219 amino acids. The record is from RefSeq and is a predicted model, not a curated record.
AGCCCGUUAUUGGAAAAUGAAUUGGGGGAAGGUAGCGCAAAAAUCGAAGGCUAGAGUUUGUUUAAGCAUAUCAUGAACAAAUAGAUCUAUCUGUAUAUUUAAAAAAAACUUGCAUUGGUUCUGGUAGAAAGUGAAAGCCUCCGCUGAUUAUGUGAGGCCCGAACUUCUAAGAUACAGUGGUAUGCGCUAAAUAAGUUGUAUAUAUAAGAGAAAGGGAAUAUUUUGGAUAUUCGAGCAGACAACAGUUUUGUUAUUCUGAAUUAUAAGGAAUAAGGAAUUAAUAUUUUUCACAUAUCAAUUUUAUUCAUUCUCUCAAGGACCCAGUUGUGUUUGGAAUAUGAAAAGCCGAUAGAAAACUUGUUAUGAACUUUAAUUUGGUCAGUUUUUUGUAUUUCUAAUGAGGACAUUUUAAAGGUGAAAUUCCAAGGACCUUACACGGGAUACUUCAGCUGCAUAAUCAUCUAUCCGCUUUUUGGAGUCAAGCGCCCAAACACAAGCUGCCUCAACAACUCUACGGGAACACCUUUUGAUCGACGAUGUCGCCAAAUACUUUCACGGAGAUCUAACAAAUUAAAUAAUCCGUUUAUAAGUUGAAGGAUUAAUUAAAUAAAGCGGCAACCUUUUUCGACUGGAGCAGUUCUCUAAUGAAUAAUUAUGGCCUCUUCACCUCAACCGGAGGAGAGACAAUCACCAACUCAGGUAGCAGGACGGAGGGCGUACAUCCCCUCCUGGCUGUUCAGAUUACCUCCCACGCGUGAACAGCGAAUGAUGGAUAAAAUCAUUCCGACACCCCAGGAGAGGAAGUCUCUGAGGGAACAGGCACGCGCUCUCCAGCGCGGAAACUCGCCCCAGCAGAACUUCAUUAAGUCAGUGGAAGAUUUUGGGAGUAAUAAAACGAUCAAAGCGCGACCAGGGUACGCCAUUUUGUCGUUGGAUACAAAUAGAACAUCUUUCGAGCAUGAAGAAAAAGAGCAAGAAUACCAGGACUUACGAAAACUAUUAUUCGAUCCAAAACUGAAAUCUAAAUCCGAUUUAGACGCACAAACAAUUGGAUCAAAAUCCAUAGGAAAUCGACGCAAAAACCGCGGGAAAUCGUCUACAACAAACUCAACGGCGAUCACAUCAACAACACGUGACUCAAGGGAAACGGGAGGGAAUCAGAAUUUGUCUGUGAAGGACUUUUUACAAACAAGCGGGGUGGGACUCGAUCAUUUCCAGAAACAUUUACUAUGCGUGAAGAAAUUGGCAAAGCGCUACCGGAAGAAUAGACGACCGCACGGAGUGCCGGGAAUUACUGUGCAGGUGUUCGAUUAAGUGUCACGUGAUUAAUCCGUCAGAUGGCGUGUCCAUGGAGUUUCUUCCAGAGUUUAGUUUUAAUUGAAUUCACUGCAUGAAAUGUUGAGUUUCUGUUGUGUUUAUUGAUUUGUGUCGUUCAUUUUCCUUUAAAGUUUGAUAUCAUUUUUUUGAAAUGUUAUAGAUUCGUUGUAAUGAAAUAUACUGUCAAGUCUAUUCUAGCUGAAUUAUUUAUAUGCCAAUUGAUCGGAUUAAAUCAUAUAAAUUCACAAUUCAGAAACGAUAGUUUCCUUUUUAUCAAUAUCUUGAUUUUGACCUUUGAAUUCACUGUUAUCAUGCAUGAUUUAAUCAAUAUAUAGUUGAAGUUUGUUAUUUGCAUCUUAUAUUUCCUAACCAGUUUUAAGAUUAAUAAUCUAAGAAAACAUAGACAUACAGGAUAGACAGACGAUAUAAAUAUUGAACAACAUGUAAUCACCGACCAAACAGGUCACGGAUAAGACAGGUCAGCGAAUGGACAGGUCAGAAAAUGGACAGGUCGGCGAAUGGACAGGUCAGAAAAUGGACAGGUCGGCGAAUGGACAGGUCAGAAAAUGGACAGGUCAGAAAAUGGACAGGUCACAUAUCAGACAUGACACGAAUUAGACAGCUAGGUCAUAAAAGGUCAUCUGAUCAUGAUGCAUUGGAAAUAAGUGGUUGAUAUAGAAAUAGAACCUUCCUUUGGAGCGAGUUUUCUUUAGUGCAAGUAAUUUCAUAUAUUCUGGUUGCCAAUGGUUUGAUGUUGCUCAUUCAAUCGUCCCCCUGUUUGUUCAAUUCAUAUACAGUACAGGUACGAUACACAUACUAUGUAGUGUGGAUCGUUACUUUUUAUGUUUAACAAUCCGUCAUGCGAGUUGGAUUUGUAUCUGCUUUAUUUAUUUAUUUAUUUUUUUAUUUAUUGAUGUUUAAAAAUACAUUCUGUAUGUCCAUAAAAAUGCUUUCUGAAUGGAUGGCUUGAUUACUAGUA